Messenger RNA from Fulvia fulva, 1056 nucleotides. RefSeq names its product rRNA methyltransferase 2, mitochondrial. Gene Ontology annotation, molecular function: rRNA (uridine-2'-O-ribose)-methyltransferase activity. The transcript is spliced from 2 exons. Gene Ontology annotation, cellular component: mitochondrion. Lineage: Eukaryota; Fungi; Ascomycota; Dothideomycetes; Mycosphaerellales; Mycosphaerellaceae. Gene Ontology annotation, biological process: RNA methylation. Bases 1 to 1056 code for a protein of 351 amino acids. The record is from RefSeq and is a predicted model, not a curated record.
AUGUCGAUGCUGGCAAGAGCAGUCAAUCGGCUGCCCACAGCAUUACAGCGCUCAGCAUGUGAGACCGUCAGCAUACGCCAGGCCUCAUGGCUGGCGAUACCACUCAUCAGGAGGCCAUGGACAGCUUCUGGACCAUUGCAGCAUCUCACGCGAAACGCGUCCUCCUCAUCCUCGACCCGCUGGAAGAGCCGUCAAGGACGAGACUCAUACGCGAAAGAGGCAAAAGUCGCAGGCCUGAAGUCGCGCGCAGCAUACAAACUGCUGGAGAUCAACGAGAAACACCGUAUCUUCAGACGCGGCGAUACCGUGGUGGAUCUGGGCUUUGCGCCUGGCAGCUGGAGCCAAGUCGCCGUCAACAGGACAAGUCCAGGUGGAAGAGUCGUCGGCAUCGAUGUCAUACCAGCGCAACCACCGCGAGGCGCGAACGCAUUGCAGGGCAACUUCCUCAGCCCGGAGAUCAGAGAAGAGGUUAGGAAGUUUGUCAGCGAUACAAGUAAAGGACGCGUGCGGCAGAGGAGCAUUAUCAGUCAGGAUAGUCUUACAGAGGACGAAUUGGAAGAGGAUAGCAAGGGCAUUGUUGAGCUGGAGAAACUCAGCUUGGAGCAAGAGCAGGCCAAACAAGGCGCAGUGGAGAAGGAGAAGAUGACACAGCAACAGCUUGACCAUCUCGAGGGUCGUGUGGUGGAUGUUGUGCUGAGCGACAUGUCAGAACCCUGGCCUUUGGUCGAAUCGUCGUGGAUCAAGAGCAAAGUUAACCCAUAUCUCAGGAUGAUGAAUACCUCUGGCAUUGCGGCGCGGGAUCAUGGUGGGAGUAUGGAUCUCUGCAUGGCGGCGUUGACCUUUGCCUACGAUACUCUUGCGACCGGCGGCCAUUUCCUUGCAAAGUUCUAUACCGGAGCUGAGGAUCAUGCCUUUGAGCUUCGACUUAAGAAGCUUUUUGAGAAGGUGCAUCGCAUCAAGCCCGAUGCUACUCGUAAAGAGAGCAAGGAGGCUUACUUCGUGGCCCUACGACGAAAGGCGGGCAUCAAGCGGGAGGAUGUACUUGAUGAAGGUUGA